GGACUGUGCCUUGCCUGGCUUCGGGCGCCGCUGCAGCCUCAGCUGACCGAGAGGCGCCCGCACCACCGACGCCGCCGCCAGCCGCGCCGCCGCAGCCCCGGCCGUGAGCCCCGUGGCCAAGGGAGGCCGCCACCGGAGGCCCUGCUUGCGCCAUGGAAGAAACGCGGCGGAGGCAUUAAGGGCGCCUGCCAGGGAGCGAAGGCAAACGGGAAGAGAUGAGCGGCGGCGGCGGCGCUCCUUCGGGGCCGGGCUCCGGCUCAGCGCCCUGCCGCUUCGCCCACUACUUUGUGCUGUGCGGGAUCGACGCCGACAGCGGCUUGGAGCCGGAUGAAUUAGCAGUCUUAUACCAGUGGCUAGAAGCCGAUCGCCAUGGCAGGAAUUCAGAUACUGCAAAAAGAACAUCAGGAGAAAAUUUUGACCAGAGUCCCUUGAGAAGAACUUUCAAGUCAAAAGUCUUGGCUCACUAUCCCCAAAAUAUAGAAUGGAACCCCUUUGAUCAAGAUGCCGUCAACAUGCUAUGCAUGCCCAAAGGGCUAUCCUUCAGGACUCAAUCUGACCACAGAGAUCCCCAGUUCCAUUCGUUCAUCAUUACUCGGGAAGAUGGAUCCCGCACCUACGGAUUUGUACUCACAUUUUUUGAGGAGGUCACGAGCAAGCAGAUCUGCGCAGCCAUGCAAACGCUUUAUCAGAUGCACAACGCGGAGCAAUGCAACAGCGUCUGCGCCUCGUCGUCAUGCAGCAUGGACUCACUGGCCAGUAGCCUGGAUGAAGGAGACUCCACGUCCCUGGCCAAAAUGCAGCGCUGCAACUCGUACGACAUCAACAGGGACACGCUGUAUGUUUCCAAGUGUAUAUGUGUCAUUGCUCCCCUGCCUUUCAUGCAAGCCUGCAAGAAAUUCCUCAUCCAGCUUUACAAAGCGGUCACUUCUCAGCAACCUCCACCUUUGCCUCUGGAAAGCUAUAUACAUAACAUUCUUUAUGAAGUACCCCUUCCGCCCCCAGGAAGGUCACUCAAAUUCUAUGGGGUUUAUGAGCCUAUAGUCUGCCAGAGACCGGGCCCGAAUGAACUCCCCCUAUAUGACUAUGCUCUCCGGGAAGCCUUUGAGCUGCUGGGCUUGGAGAAUCUCAUUCAGGUGUUUACAUGUGUCCUCCUAGAAAUGCAGAUUCUUCUGUACUCUCAAGACUAUCAGCGUCUGAUGACGGUUGCGGAAGGGAUCACCACCCUGCUAUUCCCAUUCCAGUGGCAACACGUGUAUGUCCCCAUCCUUCCAGCCUCACUCCUACAUUUCCUGGAUGCUCCUGUACCUUACUUGAUGGGCCUCCAAUCUAAAGAGGGAACAGAUCGUUCUAAACUGGAACUUCCUCAAGAGGCCAACCUCUGUUUUGUGGAUAUUGAUAAUCACUUCAUUGAGCUACCAGAAGAGCUUCCUCAGUUUCCCAAUAAGCUGAAUUUCAUCCAGGAAAUCUCAGAGGUUCUCCUUCAGUUUGGAGUUCCCCUCGAGGGCCGGCAUCAUUGUAGUGAGAGUGCGGCCAAGUUAAAAAACCUUGUCCUUAAUGACUUGGCCAAUGACAAAAAGAACGGAAACGUGCCCAGCAACACCAUCAACGUCUAUGAGCUGCUCAAAGGCAAUGAGACAAUCGCUCGCCUCCACGCUUUGGCCAAGAGGACAGGAGUGGCAGUAGACAAAAUGGCGAUUACUGCUUCUUUGGCGGAAAAAGAAACAGAUGUUAAACGCCACUGUGAUGAACAGGAACUGAAGGACUACAAGCUGAAUGUCCAGCUCCGGGAGGUCUUUGCCAACCGCUUCACGCAGAUGUUUUCCGAUUAUGAGGCUUUUGUCAUUCAAGCGGCACAGGACAGGGAAUCCUGGCUGACCAACAGGGAACAGAUGCAAAAUUUUGACAAAGCUUCAUUUCUCUCGGAUCAACCAGAGCCUUACCUUCCUUUCCUCUCGCACUUCAUUGAAACCCAAAUGUUUGCAACAUUCAUUGACAAUAAAAUUAUGUCCCAAUGGGAGGAAAAAGAUCCAUUUCUGCGAGUGUUUGACUCUCGAAUUGAAAAAAUGAGACUCUAUAAUGUCAGGAUUCCCUCAUUAAGAACAUCGACAUACCAGAAAUGCACUACAUUAAAAGAAGCAGCUCAGGCAAUUGAACAACGGCUGAUAAAGAUGGAUCACACUGCAAUUCAUCCGCAUUUGCUUGAUAUGAAGAUAGGUCAAGGCAAAUACGAGCAAGGUUUCUUCCCCAAACUUCAAUCAGAUGUGUUGGCAGCUGGGCCUAUCAAUAACAAUCGGUGGGUGAGUCGCAGUACUACUGCCCAGCGGCGGAAAGAUCGUAUUCGACAACAUUCGGAACACAUUGCCCUGGACAAUGAGUUAAGGGAGAAAUACAUGCAAGAAGCAAGGACCCUGGGGAAAAAUCUCAGACAGCCCAAACUCUCUGAUCUUUCUCCUGCUGUAAUUGCUCAGACAAAUUCGAAAUUUGUGGAAGGUUUACUCAAAGAGUGUCGAAUGAAGACCAAACGUAUGCUAGUAGAGAAGAUGGGCCACGAAGCAGUGGAACUUGGCCAUGGAGAGGCCAACAUCACAGGGCUAGAAGAGAAUACACUGAUUGCUAGUCUUUGUGAUUUGCUGGAAAGAAUUUGGAGCCAUGGAUUACAGAACAAACAGGGGAAAUCUGCAUUGUGGUCCCAUUUAAUUCAGUACCAGGAAAGAGAAGAGAAGCAGGAGCAGUUUGCAGAAUCUCCAGUUGCUGUCGGACCAGAAAGAAGGAAAUCUGACACUGGUCUUAUGUUACCUAUUCUAAGAGUUUCACUUAUCAGUGAUAUGAGGCACAUUCAGAACAUGAGUGAAAUAAAAACUGAUGUGGGCCGGGCUCGGGCAUGGAUAAGACUGUCUCUUGAAAAGAAGCUCUUGUCUCAACAUCUGAAGCAGCUCCUCUCUAAUCAAGCUCUGGCAAAGAAACUGUACAAGCGGUAUGCCUUCCUGCGUUGUGAAGAAGAGCGGGAACAAUUUCUCUAUCACCUUCUUUCUCUCAAUGCUGUGAAUUACUUCUGCUUUACAAGUGUCUUUACUACCAUCAUGAUUCCAUACAGAACUGUGAUUAUCCCCAUCAAAAAGCUAAGCAACGUAAUCACGACAUCAAACCCUUGGAUUUGUGUUUCUGGAGAACUGGGCGAUACUGGCAUCAUGCAGAUUCCAAAGAACUUGCUAGAAAUGACCUUUGAGUGUCAAAACCUGGGGAAGCUAACCACUGUCCAGCUAGGACAUGACAAUUCAGGACUGUUAGCCAAGUGGCUCGUGGAUUGUGUCAUGGUCAGGAAUGAAAUCACUGGCCACACCUAUAAGUUUCCUUGUGGAAGAUGGUUGGGAAAAGGUGUUGAUGAUGGAAGCUUGGAGCGGAUACUCAUUGGAGAGUUAUUACCAUCAUCAUCAGAAGAAGAUUUGGGAAAACAGUGCCGGACUCCACCUCAACAGAAAUCCCCAACUAUGGCCCGGAAAUUGAGCAUCACUUCCCUCACUGGGAAGAAUAUAAAACCUAAUGCAGGUCAGAUCCAAGAAGGCAUAGGGGAAGCCGUGAACAAUAUUGUGAAACACUUCCAUAAGCCUGAAAAAGAGCGGGGAAGCCUUACCGUUCUUCUGUGUGGGGAAAAUGGCCUGGUGAUGGCUUUGGAGCAGGUUUUCCACCAUGGUUUCAAGUCCGCACGUAUCUUCCAUAAGAACGUCUUCAUUUGGGACUUCAUAGAAAAAGCUGUAGCCUAUUUUGAGAUGACUGACCAGAUUGAAGACAAUGAAGACAAUGUCCUUCUUCAAAAAUCCUCUCGCAAAACCUUUUGCCACUAUGUCACUGCCAUCAAUACUGCUCCGCGGAACAUAGGGAAGGAUGGCAAAUUCCAAAUUCUAGUUUGCUUUGGAACUCGGGAUCAUUUGCUCGCCCAGUGGAUUCCGUUACUGGCAGAAUGUCCCCUGCUCAGCCGCAUGUAUGAAGAAAAUGCUCUUCUGCGCGAUCGCAUGAUGGUCAACUCCCUCAUCCGAGUCUUACAGGCACUGCAGGACUUCAACAUUGUCUUGGAAGGGUCACUCAUCAAGGGGGUAGAUGUGUAACCUUGCAGACAACUUUUGUCUCUCCCUCUCACCCUUCUCUUCUUUCCUUGGCAAACGAAACGCACCAUGCCGGGAGAGGGCAGAAAUCUGUAAAAAUGCAAUUGUUGGUGAUCAUACCCCGCUCUGUUUAGAUCAGCUAGUUGGUAAAUGGGAAGUGGGCAUAACAAGACUCGGACACACGUGGUCUUCUUACUGAUCUGCCCCAACGCUGCAGAGGAGCUCAGUUGUAGUAUCAUAGUUUUCAAAUGAGAGGUUUUGUACAAAAGAGUAUUUUCAUGUGUUGAUUGUGUGUAAAUAGGCUAUCUUCCUUUAGAAAUGCUAAUUUUUUUCUUAGAAUUGGUGUUCUAGGGCCAGGGAUUUGGGGGUGGGGAGGAAUGUAGCUUAAAACAACUUUGUAGGGGAAGGGAGGAAGCAUUACUUGGGCAUAAGGUGGGGUGGGUGGGGAGAAGGAACCAGUUCAUGUUGUAAAUAUUGUACAAAUGUAGUGGGGGUGGGAGGAGGUUGUGUUGCAAAGGUAGCCACUGCUGAAUCUCUUGCGUGAGUCUACAUUGUUUGUUUGCCGCUUCCCUGUAUAUGUUGAUCUCUUGUUAUGCCAUUUACUGUAGAUUCAAACUUUUUUGUCUGUGCACUGAAUCAUCUCCAGGUCGUAGAGAUUCUGCAUCUUCCUGAUGGAUCUUGUCAAUCAGCUUAAGGAGUCAUGGGGGGAGGGUUGGAUUUAACCCUGAGCAAUCCCUGUACCACGAAGGAGAAGAUGUUUUAGAAAUGUUGCCACUGGAGAUGAUAACAAUGGAAGAAAAACAGUAUUAUAAUUGUGAUUGUUAAUUAUAUUUUCAAUUUCCUCCCCCUCCCCCCUUCCUCAUUUUGGGUUAAAAAUGCUUCUUCCAUAUUACUUUCUUAAAAGAACAGAAAGAAAACUUGGAAGGAAAUGUGAUGCUUUGCCAUCAGCAAUUUAGGUAGACUUCCUUCAAAUAAUUUUGGAUAGAUAAAGAUUGCAAUAAGCCAUGUUUCAUUUUAAUCCCAGUUUGUUGUACAAGUUUGAAUUAGCCUUGCAGAUGUGUAAAACAGGUUUGUUUUACCUGGUUUAUUUAUUUUGCUCUUCUUGCAUUGUGCUGAUUGAUUAGAUUUGGACAAAAACAAACCAAGAAUAAGCCAGGAAAAACCAUACCAUGCAGGCCUAUUAAUAUUCCAAACCACAAUAAGAGAGUAAUAAAAAUGUCCUAAAUUAACUACCAUUUAGUCCCCAAUACCACUUGCAUGUCAUGACAACCCAAAACCAAAACAUAAUGUCUUUGAGCAGUGUGUGAAUUCAGCCCAUAAACCCGUCUCUGUUCCCUCUCCUGUAUUUAGAAAAGUGGGCAAUUUGCACAUUGGUUUACUAUAUCGGAGGAUUUUCCUAUUUGAUGAUGUGUUCAUAUUCUGCUCACAGAUUCCCCACAUGAACAAGAACCUUGUUGCAAAAAUUGUAGAUAAGACCUGCCCACAUCUGGUUAUUAUGUAGAAAUGGCUUUCCAAGCAGAAAAGACUUAACUUUUAAAGCUGAUAGUUACAUUACUGUACCUGUGGGAUUUGGGAACUAGUUCUCCAUUGCUCCUUAACACCCAUUCAGAGAAGAUAAGGAACAUAUAGUCACUGGGGAAGCAAAGGUAGCACAGAAAAUGGAUUGAAAUUUCUCCCGUUAAUCCUAGCAUCCACAGGUUACCCUGGGAGGCAUAUUUAUACAAGUGCAUACAAUUCAUUUGCAAGGGGAUUUGGGAAUGUGAAACUGGCUUUUCAAGGCCAACAACUUCAAAUCCAGGGGGGUGGGGAUAAAAAAAAUCUCCACAUAGCUUCUGCAGAAAGAAAGCAAGAGUCCAAUUAUUCCUUACUAUGAAUUUUAUCCCAGUGAUCAGAAAGAGUUCAGUUAUUCCUUACUGUGAACUUUAUCCCAUUUAUCAGAAACUAGAUCCUGAAAUACAAGGAACCCCUACGUAAUAUUGAUGCACAGUAGGCUAUGACACAGCAUUGAUUCUAUAUUUAUUUGUCCAAUGAGUUAAGAUGCAAUCCUAAUUAAAGCUGAUGAGAAGGGUAUCCAUAGGAGUUACUUCCUUUUUCCUUACUCAUUAUGCGUACUAUACUUUUCAGUGAAGUUUUUGAAACUUCCGCUCUUGGCUUUAACCUUCCCUUAAGCAGAGAAAUAUUAUAAAUUGGCAUCCAGUCCCUCACCUGACCCGGAAGAGACAGACUUCGGACAGUGAUCUAUUUAAUCUCCAUUUUAGCUUUUUAUAUUUCUGGACCUUUUCUUGUUUAAGGCCUCAAAAAUGGCGAUUGAGGCCCUGAUGCAGAAAAGGAUCCAGGUGGAGAAAACGAAUAGAGAGGCUGUUAGAAAUACCGAUAACAUGUUUUGUUUUUUUGCAUGUUGCAAAACUGCCCCAAAGCUGGAUCCUAAGGCUUGUUUUCAAUAGUAUGGCAUUAAAAGAAAAGGCAGAUGCUAUUUGGGUGACUCCAUUCAUUUCAGAUGAACCAGGAGUGAGCUGGAUUGCUAAACAGAUUUCUGCCCCAUUUUUGCAUCCAUGGGUCUUGUUUGUAAAUCCUUUUCUGCUGAGAAGAUGUGAACAAUGUUAAAUGUGUUAUGCUCGAAAGUUACAGGUCUACCAACAUCUUCACUCGUAUGUCGUGCUCAGUAUCUUCUCUGAUAAUGUCGUUUUCUGUUUCACAGCAUAUGAAUGGUGUGCAAGGAACGUUAUGUACAGUAUAUUCUUUUUAGGCAAUAAAGUACUGUAUAACUAUGUAGUAUUAUUACAGCCUUGAGGUAUUUUUGAAGCAUGGGGUUGAGCUCUAAAUAGACUAGUCUGUUUGAUGACUUCAGAAGUGCAGUUUUUAGUGACUUCUUACCUAUAGUGUGCAACUUUUUUCCCCCUUUAAACAGGCAGCACUGAUCACUUGGGCCCAAGUGAUUUGGUCUGUCAAACAUUCAGAAAUCAUGAAGAGUUAGUUCUCAAAAUGGCGAAGGUCAUGCUUUUUAAAAUUUAAUGCAUCUUAUUCAUAUCAGUGUUAACCGGUUAUUCAUUUUUAGAAGCUGGAUAUUUAAAACUACCAAAGCUUUCUGUUAACUUACAAAAUAAAAGGAAGAACGCUAUGUUUUUUCUAGUAUUGCUAUGCUAGCAUAGUUUAAAAAAAAUAAUUGCCAGAGAAAAUUGAAUAUAAUUGAGAAAUGGAUUAAUAUGUAACCGUAAUGAAAUUCUUUUAAAUUGCAAAUUUUGCCACUGCAACCCAUUCACUCAAAAGUUAAGUUUCACUGUGUUAAAUGAGACUCUGAGUGAAGAAUUUCGGGUUUCUGCUGUUAAUUGCCUCUACUGAAUAUGUUUUAAGAAUAUGCUUGUGAUUAUUUCAUUGAUAUACACCCUCCUCCCCAAGCAAAUGUCUAUCACAUAAGGAAAUGUUGUAUGUUAAACUUGAAAUGUACAAAAUACCUGGUGUAGUUACUAAAUAUUUCAUUUUCCCCAACCAUUGUUUCUUCAGAAUAUGUUGCUAUUUUAUCUUUCACAUUAGCAGAUUAAUCAGGAUUGGAUAAUAUUCAGGAAAUGAAUAUUGGUUGAAAAGUAUUGUUAUUUCAAGCACUUUAGCAUACAUAUCACAGACUGAAGCGGGUUUGUUUUUCUCCAGAGUUUGGAUUAAAACGAAAUGCAGCUUUUCAAGCAAUGGUCUUUACAAAUAAAACUUGUGAG
Molecule: messenger RNA, 7807 nt
Organism: Ahaetulla prasina
Lineage: Eukaryota; Metazoa; Chordata; Lepidosauria; Squamata; Colubridae
Gene: DENND5B
Product: DENN domain containing 5B
Exons: 22
Coding region: 216-4103 (1295 amino acids)
Molecular function (GO): small GTPase binding; guanyl-nucleotide exchange factor activity
Source: RefSeq, a predicted model, not a curated record